AUGAAGGCAAUCAAUCAAACAAAAGUGUCGGAGUUUGUACUAAGUGGGUUGUCAGAUGUCCCGUACCUCCAGCUGCCUUUGUUUCUGGUGUUUUUACUCAUAUAUCUGGCAUCGUUGGUUGGGAAUUUACUGAUUGUCCUCCUGAUCUGCCAUGAUCCUCGCCUCCACACGCCCAUGUACCUAUUUCUGAGUAACCUGGCUGGUUUGGAUAUUUUCUAUUCCUCUGUUACCUCUCCAAGAAUGCUCUCGGAUUUAUUUUCCAAAGCCAGGACAAUUACGACUUCUUCCUGUAUCACUCAGUUCUAUUUCUUUUUUUCCUUUAUAUGCAUUGAGCUAUAUUUGCUGGCUGUGAUGUCCUAUGAUAGAUACAUUGCAAUCUGUUACCCUCUACAUUAUAUUCAGAUAAUGCACCCCAAGAUCUGUGCUCAGAUGGUGUCUGUGGCUUGGGUUGUUGGGUUCCUCACCUCAUUAAUUCAUACCCUCUGCAUUCUAAGACUGAAUUUCUGUGGUCCCAAUGUCAUUAACAGCUUCUUCUGCGACCUCCCUCAGUUGUUUCUAUUGUCUUGUAAUGAUACUUUCAUUAAUGUCUUGGUCAUGUUCCUUGUUGGUAUCGUAAUGGGAUCUGGUGCUCUUAGUAUCACCUUUGUGCCCUAUAUCCAGAUAUUUCGCACCAUCAUGGGGAUUCGCUCCCAGACAGGAAAGCUGAAGGCCUUUUCCACAUGUACUUCCCACCUAACGGUAGUUUUCAUCUUCUAUGGGACCCUUAUAUUCACCUACCUGCGUCCUAACCCUACCUCCACUGCUUCAGAAGAUCGUCUUGUGUCCAUCGUCUACACGGUGGUUACGCCGCUCCUCAAUCCCUUGAUUUACAGUCUACGGAACAAAGAUCUCAAGGCAGCACUGAGGAGAAUUUUGUACAGCCUAGGCUUGCAAAAAGUCAAUAUUGAGUGA
Molecule: messenger RNA, 951 nt
Organism: Nanorana parkeri
Lineage: Eukaryota; Metazoa; Chordata; Amphibia; Anura; Dicroglossidae
Product: olfactory receptor 1019-like
Exons: 1
Coding region: 1-951 (316 amino acids)
Biological process (GO): G protein-coupled receptor signaling pathway
Cellular component (GO): membrane
Molecular function (GO): olfactory receptor activity; G protein-coupled receptor activity
Source: RefSeq, a predicted model, not a curated record